UCUUACCGUAUUGAUACCGUUUUGUCGGCAGGGCUGCGCGCGAGCGUGUCGGGUGCGCUGUCCGCGCGCUGCUCUGUGAUGUCGCAGGGAAUAUUUGCACGCGCUGCUGAGGAGAUCCGGCUGAGCUUUAAAAGCCGCCCGCUGCUGAUCUGCUGUCUCUCUCUCUCUCUCUCUCUCUCUCUCUCAGACAGUUCCGCUAGGAUCCGCAGCGAUCCGGCUCAUUGUACACUAAUGUCCCUGUGCUAUCAGUGCUUUACACCCGAUUGCUGUCGUUACCUGAAGGCUGUUUCUGCUCACUGAGACAGACAUGCAAACACCUGAUCUGACGCGGUUUGGCGUUUAUUUCUGGCUGCAUUUGUCGUGUUUCCAGCCGCCAAGUGGUGGAAUGCAUCGGAAUUGCGGGGGAGGCAGAAGAUGGAAACCGUGCAAAAAUGGAACAAGGAUUUUAUUGCACAUAACCAGCUGGAUAACAAAACCCACUCCAAACAAAAUGGCAUGAUCAUCAAGGAUCUCCCGAACACACUCAAGAUCUGCAAACAUUUACAGCUCCAGCCCAUUUCUCGUUCAGCAUGUGCUAUUGGCUCCUGUCCAGAUCUGAUGAUGAGUAGAAAUGAGCAGCGUGAGUUACGGCCAGCUCCCGUGGCUCUUACCCCACAGCUGCCCCCCAGAAGCCACCGGCCUCUUUGCUUCUCUGUGUCCUCGGACAGCAAUGGCCGCUUCAAAGCUCUGGAGACACAGGAAUGGAAGAACAACCUCAAGGCACAGAUGGAGCAGGCCCACAGCGCUGGUGCAGCCAGCAGCACAGGUUCUCUAGAACGAGCAUCCCUUUUCUGUGCCUCUGGGUCGACUACUGCCUCCAGCUCAGGCCUCUCGAGUCCUGUGGAGCUUCUUGGCAAGAGCAAGUCCUCUAGCCGCUUCUCACUCUUCUCACCGCCAUGGAACAGCAGCUCUGAGUCUGACUCAAACCCUCCGUCACGGACCGGCUCCAAGAAACUGCGCCGCAGAGGAGGACCAGGGGGUGUCAAAACUAGCCCUGAGACACCUGAACCAAAAUCCAGUGGCCCGGAACACUUCCACUACUCUGAACCUGUAAUCUCCAAAGUGACGGACUACAUCUACAUCGGUAAUGUUAAUGCAGCGUAUAGUGGCCGCAUGCUAUGCCGGAAUAACAUCGACAGUAUUAUCGAUAUGAGCAGUCUGCCCGGUGAAACAUGCCUCAACUUGAUCCCUUGCACAUGCUCGAGAGGGACCAAGCACAGCUGGUCACGCCUGAAAGUGCACAUAGAGGAAUCGGGUGAGCCGGGAGAGGAUGGAGCAGAGCUGCUUCAGCGUUGUUUUGAUGCCAUCAAUGAGUGCAUCGAUGCCUCAGCAGGGAAGAGGAAACGAGUGCUGGUUCACUGCCGUGAUGGCUUCUCUCUCGCUCCUACUUGCAUCAUCCAGUACCUCAUGAUCAAACACAACAUGAGGCUGAUCGCUGCAUACGAGCUGCUCAGGUCCAAGCAUCCAGUAAACAUCCGUGAAUGCCACCAGAACGCUUUAGUGAGUCUGGAGAGGACACUUCGACCUGGUGGAAACACGGAUCCCGAGUGCUUCAAACAGGCCAUCUCGCGCAAGAUAGCUUGGAACUAAACAUGACAUACAUUUCUUUUCAGCCUCAUGCUGAUUUUUCUGGUACAAUAUUGAGACUGGCAGCUUGGGGCUUCAUUUAGAUAGAAAAACAAAAAAACUUCUUCCAGACUAAAUCUGAAAAGGAAAAAUUCAAGAUCAAGACUGUAUAGCUGCUAAACAAGCGAUCCGGAGCGAAAAUGAGUCUGCUCUGGUGUUAAGACUUUGGUGCUGAAGUCUUAUAAAUAUGAGGUUUGCAGCCAUAGUGUUACAUUUUUCUUUCAGGGCAGCAUGACGGGAAAUCUCAGGAGACUCAGUGAUGUCAAAUCAUGUCUACUGGAUGGGGAGUGUAAAGCUUCUCCAAACGGACUACCUUUGUAUAGUUAAGAAUUAUUUUAGUGCCAUGUUUCUCAACUCACCAAUCCUUUGAAACCUCCAGACUGUCCAAAUUUAGUCCGUCUGUUAGCUAGCAACAAACACAAACCAAGCAGAACACUCGGUACCAGGCAGCUGUGUUGGGAGAGUGCAAAAACCUGAACAGUCUGUGAGGGUUGGGAGAUAGCGUUCUAGUAUGAAGUCUUUAACUGCUGCCAUUGUAAAAAUGAACCUGCGUUGAACGGGAACUAUUUUGGUAACCCAGGUUUUUUUUUAUUUUAUUAUUUUUUUAGAACCAGCGGACAUACUUAAUGGCUUGUAGGUAAGAAUUUUCCUCCAUGAGGAAUCUGGUCACAACCUUUUCCCUGUCAUCAGAUUAUCACCAAAUGUUCAAGGUUGAGUGCAAAGGUUUGCACACCCUCGCAGAACGUUAAGGACGAGCUUUGUGCCAAGGCAUUUCCAUAGUUUUCUCUGCGUUAUCACUGGAAACAAAAAUAGUAUUUGGUACGAUGUUAAAAAUGGAAAAACAAAAAUUCAAAAAGCCAGAAACUGAUAUAUAAUAAAAAUCACUUAUCUUUGCAUAAUCUUCAAACAUAUUUAAGAUAUUCCUGAAUAUUCCUGAUGCUCUUACCUGUUGUACUACAGUACUGGACCAAUGCCGGAUUUGUUCAUUUUUCUUUAAACAUCUUCGCUAAAAUGCUAUCAAAUAUAUUUGACUGUAAUUUAAAUAAGAUAUGAAGACUGAUAUAGUAUUCGUUUUUGUUCUCAUCAAGAACUCCAAAAAAAAUUUCAUGUAGUGACAUUACAAAACCUUACUUUUUUUCAUCCCAAAAUGAUGCAAAAUGCAAACUAUUGCACUCAACUGGAGCUUUGGUGCUUGGGAAGUGAGAAACUGGAACUAACUAGUGUGUAUCGUUGGGUUGUCCGCAUUAGUAUGGGUUGAAUUGUGAAGCAGUGACCUACUGCGAAGAAUUUUUAAAUUGCACUAACUAGACGUUGUAAAGAAACUGCACAGGUGAAAUGUUCUUUAACUGACAUGUCACUUCUUUUGGUUCUUUGUUGCUCAGCACAGAUAGACCUUUACUAUUUUUACAUAAAUACGAUGCACAUGCUUCCUGUGUCCUGAAUAUGAAUUAAUGCUAAAUUACUGUUGUGUUUUAACUUACCCAUGUAGGAAGUUCUGACCGACCUCUUGUGUGGAAUUGCUUUGUGCUUGUGUACAGUAAUUAUUCUAUUUUAAUAUUCUAGUGAGCAGUGUGCCGAGGUGGUGCGUCCCUGAGUUUUUGGUGCCUUUGAACUCGUCCUGCGUGGUUGUAUUGUGAGACUCACACUAUGUAUGCAGGUGUCAGGCAAUGUUUUUUUUUAUACUCUGACAAUGUUUUUAUACUCUGGAAUAUUCCGUAUAAUGGCUAAUCCUCGUCAUGCUGCGAGUCCUGCAUUGUGGUGUGCGGCAGGACACAGCUCUGUCCGGUAAUGUAAAGGUUUUGUUGCAGUGGUCAUUCUGUGAGCAGUGGCAGUAUUUUCAACCCUUGUGGUGGUGACUAGUGAAUCUCUGUCUGACUGAUCGUAACCUCUCCCCACUGCUAUGCUCCUUUUCUGAAAACAUAAUUCAUAGUCUAAUCUAUAUAUGGCCUAAUGCCAGUGCAUUCUUUUACUGUAUAUUUCAAACAGUUUGACUUGAUCUCAGGUGAACUUUAUUGACCUAAAUUAUAAUGUUCUCUGUUUUAGAAAACGGAACAAUGUGGCAAUGUAUUUUCUGUAUCCUGUUUUUAAAGUCUUAUGCAUUUGUAUAUAUAUAUAGAUAUUAAAGAAAAUGAUCCAUUCA
Messenger RNA from Clarias gariepinus (North African catfish), 3805 nucleotides. RefSeq lists its product as uncharacterized. The transcript has 5 exons. NCBI's taxonomy places the organism in Eukaryota, Metazoa, Chordata, Actinopteri, Siluriformes, Clariidae. Gene Ontology annotation, biological process: negative regulation of MAPK cascade; protein dephosphorylation. The record is from RefSeq and is a predicted model, not a curated record. Bases 415 to 1629 code for a protein of 404 amino acids. Gene Ontology annotation, cellular component: cytoplasm. Gene Ontology annotation, molecular function: MAP kinase tyrosine/serine/threonine phosphatase activity; protein tyrosine/threonine phosphatase activity.